AUGCAAAUUAAAUCCGUUAGAUCAGCAUUAAUCACAAAUUACGAAGUUUUAAGGCUUUUAGAAGAGUCUCAAGAAGCACAAAAGCAAGUUCAAAAGCGUGAUACAUCUGUAGAAUACCCUGAACAUUUGCGUACAGUACAAUUUGAGCUUACGGAAUAUCUAAAAGAAACACCAUGCAGCACACAAACACCAGAACAGAUAUCCAAUUUCAUGGAAGCCAUCUCGAAAUUUGAGCUAACCAAAGCAGAAAAGCUACAAAUUUUGAACCUUAGACCCAAAAGUACAGUGGAAAUCUAUUUGCUCAUUGAAGAGUGCGAAGAGAGAUUCACAGAAGAGGACUUGGAAGAAAUGCUCUCCAGCAUCCUUCACACAUUACCACGAGAUGAUGAUUAUGAAGAGGAAGAAGAAGAGGAGGAGGAGGAGGAGGAGGCCAUGGAUGAAGAUUAA
Messenger RNA from Mucor velutinosus, 447 nucleotides. RefSeq lists its product as uncharacterized. The record is from RefSeq and is a predicted model, not a curated record. Gene Ontology annotation, cellular component: RNA polymerase III complex. Bases 1 to 447 code for a protein of 148 amino acids. Gene Ontology annotation, biological process: transcription initiation at RNA polymerase III promoter. NCBI's taxonomy places the organism in Eukaryota, Fungi, Mucoromycota, Mucoromycetes, Mucorales, Mucoraceae. The transcript is spliced from 3 exons. Gene Ontology annotation, molecular function: nucleotide binding.